This is a messenger RNA of Thermothielavioides terrestris NRRL 8126, 1863 nucleotides long. RefSeq lists its product as uncharacterized. NCBI's taxonomy places the organism in Eukaryota, Fungi, Ascomycota, Sordariomycetes, Sordariales, Chaetomiaceae. The record is from RefSeq and is a predicted model, not a curated record. Gene Ontology annotation, cellular component: fungal-type vacuole membrane. The transcript is spliced from 4 exons. The coding region runs from base 253 to 1302 and encodes 349 amino acids.
GGACCGUAUUUAGAAUAAAGUGGGCGCGCGACCCCAGAGCCUGGACACUAACGUUAUCUCGUUUUGUCCGGAAUGCACCCCUCUGCUUCGCUCUCUCAACCUGCCGCCCGCGCCUGCCUUGCCGUCGUCGCCGUCGACGCUGGCCCUGUCGACGACACACUCGUUCAGUGAGAGGAGGAGGAGUGGUAUCGUUAUCGCCGAGCCACGAGUUUGAAUUAAUAAGGGAACUGCCACCGAACGAAGCUCGCCAUCAUGGCAGAGGUCGACAAGCCGGCCGUCUCGCAGACGGAGAACUUCUCCGGCAAGCCGCGGCGCCGCGGAUGCCUGGGCCACUGCGCCCGGUUCUGGUGGGCGUAUCUGAUUGCCCUCGCCGUCAUCGUCGUCGUGGUGGUGCCCUGCGUCAUCCUCGUCGCCGUCCCCAAGCUGGCGCAGCAGAAAGUCGACGAGGCCCAGUUCGAGGUCGACAGCAUCGUCGUCACCAACACGAAGACGCAGAACUUGACCAUGGCCAUCAACAGCGUCAUCAGGACCGAUGGCUCUGUGCACGCCACCAUCGAUGCCUUCCAGGGCGUCAUGUAUCUGGAGGACAUCCCGUCGCACACCCCGUUCGCUACUCUCGACUUCCCCCAGACGACUGCCGAUGCGUUCCAGACGGUCAACGUCAGCCAGUUCCUCCCCAUCACCGACGUCAAGGCCCUGACUGUCUUCAACACCUGGCUGCUCGCGAACGAGUCGCUCCGUGUGACCGUCUCCGGCGACACCCACGUCCACGUCCGCGGCAUCUCGCGCGCCUACCCCAUCACCUUCAAGAAGACGCUCACCCUCUCGGGCCUGAACGCGCUCAACGGUCUCGUGGUCAACCAGAGCUCCAUCUCGCUGAAGCCCGACGCGCAGGGUGACAAUUUCUUUGCAACCGUCUAUGUCCCCAAUGCCUCGCCUGUGACCUUCGAACUUGGCAACGUGAGCUUCCACAACUACCUCUUCGGCCAGGAUAUCGGCACCGUCUACAUCGACAACGUCAUACUCAAGUCCGGCAUGAACGUCUACCCCCUGCGCGCCAACAUCUCUCAGACCCCCGUGGUCAAUGCCCUCGGGCAGAAGGAUUUCUGCCAGGGCCCCAACCAAGGCAUUCUCCCCUUCGUGCUGUCGGGCAAGUCGGUGGUCAACCACGGCCAGUCGCUGCCCUACUUCGCUGAUGCCCUGGCUGCCGUGAACAAGUCCGUGUCGAUCGACAUCGGCACGCCCAUCAAGAAGUUGCUGGGUCAGAGCAUCCCUUGCAGCAAGAACGACACCAGCAGCUAAAAGGAAAAACCGGACCAAUCUUUUUGUUUCAUUCUUAAUCAUGGGCUAGUUUGUUCAGAUGUCUUAAUAUUCCCGUCCUUUUUUCUUUUUUCCCUUUUUUUUCCUAUGUGCGGGUCAGGAGAUACCAUUUAACUUCGUGAUCGGUGGGAGAUACCAUGCAUGAGCUGGGGUCUAAGCUACGGCGGGAGGCAUACGACGAGGGGAUUGCAGUCGGAGCUGCCUGUGGCGGUUCACGACGGGCCCGUUUUGGGUUGGCAAACGCGGCAGGCGGACAUCCAUGUAGCUCUUACGCCAAGUGCGGGCGGCGGCAUCAGCGGCGGCAGCGCUCCAGUAGCAGCUAGACAGGCCAUCAAAUGUAAUGUGGAACGCUAAUGGAUGAAGGGCGUUCGUCUGUGCGCACGCCGCCCAGUCGCCGCUUUAGCAUGGGAUUGCUGAAACGCCAGUGUGCCUUGGUCUCGUGUUCGAGUCCUUGGGAACCUGGCGGGGGAAUUCCUCGAAACUAGACCCAUUCAUGUCAACUAUCUAGGCAAGACGUGCCGAAAUAGCAUUGUUCCUACCGGG